Molecule: messenger RNA, 2373 nt
Organism: Miscanthus lutarioriparius
Lineage: Eukaryota; Viridiplantae; Streptophyta; Magnoliopsida; Poales; Poaceae
Source: the annotation of a GenBank genome assembly
AUGGCGUGCAUGGUGGUGAGCGCUGCAACCGGGGUGUUGAGCUCACUCCUCUCCGAGCUAUCAGACCUGCUCACUGACCUGUACAAGCAACGCAAGGGGGUCCGAAGGGAUAUUGAGUUCCUCUGCAGUGAGUUGACUGACAUGAAUGGAGCACUGGAGAAGCUGGCGGGCAUGGAGAAGCUUGAUAUCCAAACAAAGGUGUGGAGAGACAAGGUUCGCGAGAUGGCCUACGAUAUCGAGGACAGUGUUGACAUCUUCAUGCACAAGCUUGGCCAAGAAGACGAUGACAAGGAUGGAUUAUUUCACAAGAUUUCACGCAAGAGCCAAUGCCGAGAUAGAUACAUGAUUGAUGAAUCGAUCCCAGAAUCUAGGGUAGUGGAAGUUGACCCAAGGCUGCCUGCUAUGUUUGAGGAUGCAAAGAGGCUUCUUGUGGGCAUUGAUGGUCCACGGGAGGAGAUCAUCAAACAGUUGAUGGAAGAAGAUGACAGCGAAUCUGGAAGACUUAAAGUGCUGCCCAUCGUGGGUUUUGGUGGCCUCGGCAAGACAACACUUGCAAACCAAGUGUAUGCUAAAAUCAAGAAUGAGUUCGAAUGCACGGCGUUCGUGUCGGCCUCUAGAACUCCUCACAUGCCAAAGAUCCUGAAGGACAUACUCUCCAGAGUUGGAUAUGGUGGCACAGAAAUGGAAGAUGACGUCCAAAAGCUAAUCGAGAUCCUUAGAGCAAGGCUCACGACAGGGAUUGACAUAGAAGUUACUUACUUUGCAGAAGUUGGUACAGCCUGUUGCUUUCCAAGUCAAGGCUAUGUAUACCAGAUGCAACCCCUUAAUGAGCUUCACUCAAGAAGGCUGUUUUUCAGAAGGUUAUUUGACACAGAAGAUAGUUGUCCUGAGCAAUUCAGAGAGAUUUCGAAAGACAUGUUACGGAAAUGUAAAGGGGUGCCGUUGGCAAUUACAAGCAUUGCAAGCCUUUUGGCUAAUACACAAAGCAUGCACAUUGAGAUAUGGGAGAAGAUACAUAAUUCAUUGGGUUCAAUGUUGGACACAAAUCCUACACUGGAAUGGAUGAGGCACGUGCUAAGUCUUAGCUACAAUGGCCUGUCCUAUGAGCUCAAGACAUGCUUGUUGUAUCUUGGUAUGUAUCCUGAAGACUAUGAAAUCCCCAAGGAAGGUUUAGUGAGAAAAUGGAUAGCUGAAGGAUUUGUUACGGAAAAGCGUGGUGUAGAUCUGGAGGAAGCUGCUGAGAACUGUUUGAAUGAACUCAUCAACAGGAGUAUGAUCCAACCUUGCUUCAAUGAACAUGGUUUUGGUGAGGUGUGGGCAUGUCAAGUUCACGACCUAAUGCUUGAUCUUAUUAUAUUGAAGUGCGAAGAGGAAAACUUCAUCACUAUAAUUGAUAGGAAGUAUCCAAUGAAUGGAGCAUCACAAGUUCGCCGGAUCAGCCAUCAGUUCAAUAACAGAGACAUGGCCUUAACAGUCGAGAGUAUGAGGGCAUCACAGGUUCGGUCAUAUAUUUCCUUCCCUGCGGUUGAUUGUAUGCCUCCACUUUCGAAAUUUGAGCUUUUGAGAGUCUUGGACAUAAAACCUAGAACUCCUAUGACCUCUAUGUGCCUUGAUUUGUCUGCUAUAAAUCACCUUUUUCUGCUCAAGUAUGUGAGGGUCAGUGGCUUUCGUCUCAAGCUGCCAAAGAAAUUUGACAAGCUAAAGCAUUUGAUGACCCUUGAUAUGCUCAAGCCAUGCAAGUUGUGCAACCUACUUUAUCUGUCCGGUUUUGAAAUUGGGAUUAAUUCCAUUGAGUGCAUCAGAGAUCUUGGUGAGCUGACCAAUCUUAGGAAUCUUCAAGUGAUGUACAAUUAUGACUCCAGUGCAGAUGGCGUAGAAAAUAAUCCUGAGACAAUCCUGGCUGCCUCUCUUAACAAGCUUGGCAACAGCAACCUCCGCACUCUGGAUUUUUUAGUUCAUUUUAGUCCUUGGGCCCCGUCAGCACUAUUCUGGAGUAACUGCUUCACACGUCCACGGCAUCUACAGAGCCUUAGCUUGUACAAGGUAUUAAUGCCCAAGCUACCAAAUUGGAUUGCGCAUGCUGACAGGUUGGCGGAUGCUGUGCUAGAGAUCCAGGAGCUCCAAAGUGAUGAUGUCCAGAGACUGAAGAUACAACUUGAUGCUCGCGAACAAGGUGCAAUGCAACUGCAAGGGGGCAGUCCAGUUGGUGGCAUUGAGCACCUUGCUAGCCUUGAAGAGAUCUCCUUGUUUAUAGUUGCCAAAUGCAAUCAGUGGGCCAAAAUAGAAUCUGGAUGCAGAGAUGCCAUCAGCAGGCACCCAAAAAGUCAAGCCAUAAAGAUUGAUAAUAUUGCUAGAACUUGCAUAGAUGGCUAG